Molecule: messenger RNA, 2997 nt
Organism: Hippocampus zosterae (dwarf seahorse)
Lineage: Eukaryota; Metazoa; Chordata; Actinopteri; Syngnathiformes; Syngnathidae
Gene: prr33
Product: proline rich 33
Exons: 3
Coding region: 217-2847 (876 amino acids)
Source: RefSeq, a predicted model, not a curated record
GUUUAUUUUGGGACUGUCAUGGCGUGCGGUCCUUGCAUUCGGAGCCGGGAGGGGGGUCGAGUGGGGCGCGACGCAAAGCGGCCGCUUUGACACUCCGGGCUGCGACAAGCAGGCAGCAGCCGGACCGAGCGACGGCCGCCCGCCAGCACCACCGGAUCAGGGGAACCUGCCUGCUGCGCUUCAGCCGCCAAUCGCAAGCCGGAGGUCCAGGUGCUCAUGGCGGUCGCUUACGGAGCAGCCAUCCCGGCCGGAUUCUUUCCCCUUCCGUACCCGCCCCCUUUGUUCCCCAAGCCCGGCAAAGACAACGCGCGUCUCCAGAAGCUGCUGAAGCGCAAUGCCAAAAAGAAGACAUCCGGGCAGGCGGCGGCGGCGCAGGCGGCCGCCCCGUUCCGUUCCAGCCUCUCCCCCGUCGACGAAGCCAGCCCCGACCUGGAGCGCAGCGAACCCUCCACGCCACCCAAAACCCCCGAGGCGUCCUACGGCUUCUACGGCGCCCGGCCGUCGUCCCGCUUCGCCGCUCGGCCGCUCUAUCAGCAUGUGGCGUCGCCGUACCCGCGGCGGGCGGCCUCCUCUCGAGCGGGCAGGUUCUCGCCUCGGGCGCUCGCCUCGCCGCCGCACCCGCAGCACCCUGCGAUACUCUACUCAAGUUCUCUGCACCGAGCGGCGCCCCCGCCAAUGGCGCCUGUCCGGCCGGUGCCCGACCGGCCGAUGCCCUCCGUCAUCGCUUCUCCCUUGCCUCAGCCGAGCGUUCCUCCCGCAGCGUUGAAAACCCCAGAUUGGAGUCCCUUUCCAGGAGCUCCCAGACUGGCUGUAGCCCCGCCAACCCGGCCGAAACCAGCCAGCCCCGAUCCAACCUCCCAUCCGCCGGCGGCGGCGGCUCAGGCUUUGACUAGGCCUCUCACGGUGCUAACUCAGUUCAUCAAGCCCAAAAGUCCUCGUCCAACAUUCAAAGCCACCGAGCCUCCGAAAUCUCCCAAGUCCAUGUUUGAGGUCCCCCAAAUCCGCCUGUACACGGCCAAUACGUCCUACUACGAGACUACGUGCAGGACGCCGCCCGUCUACGACGCAGUCGCCCUCAGCGCCAUCGGCGGCACUGUCGCCACGGAAAGCAACCGAGAGGCAAGUCCAGCUUUUCAAGCCCUCGGGAGGUCCGUCACCCCAAGUCCUUUCGUCGCCUCGGAAGCGCAAUCAAAAACACCAAGCGCAGAUGUGACGAGGCAAACGGCAAAAGUGGAGAUAAACGUCACCGUGGCUCCGACCAUCGAGAUAAGGAGAGCCACGCCCACGUCGGACAAAGGAGACCAAACGCCGAUCCGGGAAACGCAAUCACCGAGGUGCCUCGCGGGGCGUCCGAGAACCCCGGCCAAGCGUGCUGCGACGCCAGUCUUUGAGAUUUCCAAACCCAACCCCCUCUUGUUUGCGGUGUCACCAGUGACGACGGAGCCAGAGAGGUCCGGAACCCCCAACACGAGAGCCGAGACUCCCGAGAUUGCGAGGGUUCUGAAUGCGGAGGUCCACGCAAGCUUCCCAUUGAUGAUCACAAAGUCCAAAUCCGAAUCCGAUCUUACCAGGACUCCAACAGCCGAGCUAACAGCCGCAGUGACGUCCUUUGGGUCUCGGAGGCCUAACACUCCAACCUACGAGGCGUCCCGGUUGAUCAGCUCAUCUCCGGCUUUUAAAAGACAAAGAACUCCCACCUAUGGGAUCUCCCCCCAUGCUGGACUUUCGUCCUUCCAGAGGUCAAAGACCCCAACUCUAGUGGGGCCCAGAAGCAAGUCCGCCUACCGCGGACUGAUGCCUGGAGAGUACGCGGCUUACGGUGGAAUCAGAACCCACACACCGGCCUUCGGAAUGACAGGGUCUCAGGACGCGGCCUCGGAUGAGGUCGCAGCCGCCCCGAGUAAAACCCGAGAACCGAUCGUUGCAGAAGUCAAAGAAAACCCUAAAUCUGAGGACAAGGUCUCUGCCACCCCAACAAUUCCCCUGAUUGUCGUUUCUCAGAGACCCAAACGCUCUGUCGUGACACCAAAGAUGGUCCCUCCAACGCUACCAAAGAAACAACAGCAACAGAUCCAGGAAACACCAAAGGGCAAACUUCCAACCGCGGACGCCAGAUCUCCCGCACGCCAGAAGACGGACGUGCAAAAACCUCCUGCGGCCAAACAAGCUCCUCCCCCGCCCGGUAAAGACCCUCUGAAGGCAGUCAGAAAGCUUCUUGGCAAAGAGGAAGUCGCGCGGGCAAAUGCUGACGAGCCGCUGAAAGUCCCCGAGGGUGAGAGGGCAAAAGCAAAAUCCGUCCAAAGUCAAGACCAGGACGACAAGGCCGGAAAACCCGCAGAUGUCCAGAAGGCGGGGGCACAGAAAUCCAAAACGAGCGGCUGGUCCAGACUGAAGAAGCACAUGGUGGUGGAGCAGGAGGAGCCUUUGUUUCCACAGAUGGACGGAGCGGGCCGGGACCGGGACCGGAGCCAGGGGGCUCACGCCGCCGGCUCCGCUCCCCCGAAAGCCACCAAGAUGUGGGACGCCGUCCUCUUUCAGAUGUUCUCCAGCAAGGAGAACAUCAUGCACCAGAUCGAGCUGAAGAAGAAGGAUGAGCAGCAGAGGACGGAGGGCAAGAAGGACGAGGACCAGACCAAGAAGGAGGCCAAGGAAAUCCCGUCCUUUGCCUACCGCCUGCCCAUCCUGCUCUUCAGCCCCAAGUUUGACGCCAAGAAGCUGAAGGAGGCGGCGUCCGGACCCCUCACCAAGUUCUCCACCGUCUUCGAGAUGGGUCUGAUCGGACGCAAGGCGAAAGACGACGAACCCAAAGACUUUAACCGAACGGCCCGAGGCUUCGGCUUCUCAUAAGGAGCCAGGCGGGCACGUGGACCGUUUCGGGAGAUGUUGGCCGACGAAAAGUUUGCGUGUGGGGGCUGGGCUUAACGUCGUCGCCGGGGCCCGGUUGGCCUCGUUUGGACUUGACGUCGUUUGUCCCGCGUUAUUAAAAGCUUUGAUGUU